This is a messenger RNA of Caenorhabditis bovis, 624 nucleotides long. The record is from the annotation of a GenBank genome assembly. NCBI's taxonomy places the organism in Eukaryota, Metazoa, Nematoda, Chromadorea, Rhabditida, Rhabditidae.
AUGGCUCCACGUGGGAACCAAAUGUUGGGCAAUGCCCAUUUCCGCAAGCACUGGACCAAGCGAGUGAAGACCUGGUUCAACCAGCCAGCCCGCAAAAACCGUCGCCGUCAGGCUCGUACUGCUAAGGCUGCCGCAAUUGCCCCACGCCCAGUUGCUGGACUUUUGAGAUCUGUUGUCAGAUGCCCAGGUCAACGACACAACGCCAAGCUUCGUCUCGGACGUGGAUUCAGUCUCCAGGAACUUAAAGCCGCCAAAAUCUCGAAGACCGAGGCCAAAACCAUCGGAAUUGCUGUUGAUUACCGCAGAACCAACAAGACUGCUGAGGGACUUAAGGCUAAUGCUGAUCGUCUUAAGGAAUACAAGGCUAAGCUCAUCCUCUUCCCUAAGAAGUUGAGCGCACCAAAGAAGGGAGACAGCUCUGCUGAAGAACUUAAAGUCGCAGCCCAACUCCGCGGAGACAUUCUUCGCGUUUCCCACGCCGUCACUUUCGAAGAGCCACGCGCUAUCACUGAAGCUGAACGCAAGGUUGAGGUGUUCAGACUUCUUCGCAGAGAAAGAGCCGAUAAGAAGUACCGUGGAAAGAGAGAGAAGCGUGCCCGUGACGCCGCGGAGGAGAAUAAGUAA